CUCGUCCGCUCCAUCUUCUCCAACCCCAACGACAACACCAAGGUCACCCUUGUCUUUGGCAACGUCACCGAGAAGGACAUCCUCCUCAAGCACGAGCUCGCCGAGCUCGAGAACAAGUACCCCCAGCGAUUCCGUGCCUUCUACGUUCUCGAUAACCCCCAAGGGCUGGGCUGGCGGCUCCGGCUUCAUCACCAAGGACCUCCUCAAGACCGUGCUCCCCGAGCCCAAGUCCGACAACAUCAAGAUCUUCGUCUGUGGUCCCCGGGCCUGAUGAAGUCCAUCUCCGGCCCCAAGGUUAGCCCCAAGGACCAGGGCGAGCUUACUGGGUCCCUGAAGGACCUCGGCUACAACAAGGACCAGGUCUACAAGUUUUAA
This is a messenger RNA of Parascedosporium putredinis, 375 nucleotides long. The record is from the annotation of a GenBank genome assembly. NCBI's taxonomy places the organism in Eukaryota, Fungi, Ascomycota, Sordariomycetes, Microascales, Microascaceae.